CAAGGGGUUUUCUGGGGCUCGAGCCGAUGCCGGGCAUCAAUCCUUUUGCGAGCUCGUUGCCCCAGCGUUGGGGCGGAUGUUCUUCGACCCAUUUUUGACCGACGAAGAUGACGGCAUCACCCCUGCCAGGGCCGCAGGCACCAGCGGAGAGAAGGUGACGCUGACCACCAAUAGCUUCAGGAUAGUUUGGGAGGGUAAGGACAGCUACAUCUUCCAGUACCAGUACGAUCUGCCGGAUCGCGAUAUAAGCCAACGGGAGGAGAAGAAGCUGCUGGAGCAGGUUUGGGGCGACCUGAAGCAGAAACUCACCCAUUUUAUCGUGCGGUGUCCUGGGGAAAUUUUCUCCCCCAAGCUGGUGCCGGAUUUCAGUGUGGCUGUGAAAGGCGGAGAUGGAGAUGAAACUUCUCAGUUCAAAGUUAGCUUUAUGUCCAAGAUCCACGCCGACCAGAUCAACGAGGGCAUCAUGGGGACUGCGUCCGUGGUUGGGCAGCACAUAGUCCGAAAACUGGCGGAGCCGCUGCGCAUCCAGAAGGUGGGCAAGCGCUACUACAACAACUGCCCGCAGGGCAAGACGAAUCAGCUGGUGAUCAUCGGUGGCUUUUGCGCAAAUAUGGCAGCUGUGGGCAAAGCUGGGCCGCUGUUGCGCUUGGACAUGACCCCUCGCCUGGUCAGGAAGGAGACAAUCGCCAAUACUGUGUUGGAGGUGUGCAGAGGCAACGGUAUGGAUCCCUGGGCUUUCACGGAGGAUGCGGUCAAGGCGGAGUGGUGCAAACACUGCGUCUCAGCCACUGUGGUCACGAGCUACAACAGUCGGGUUUACAGGAUCAAGGCAGUGCACUUCGACAUGAACCCCGCUGAUAAGUUCACGAUGUACCACCGCGACUCCAAGGAGUAUACCAAACUCAGCUAUGCCGAGUACCUUCAGGCCUUCUACAGCAUGCCCUGCACACACGAGAACCAGCCGCUGCUGGAGGCGUAUCCUGAGAAGGCCAGCGAGCAGGUGUUUCUGCUGCCGGAGUUUUGUUCACAGACAGGCCUCAGCCCAGAGAUGCGCAAGGACAAGAGCUCUUAUGUGGAGGCGUUGAAGCAGCUGAAAGUGGCGCCGCAGGACCGCUAUGAGGCCAUCAUCACCCACGCGAAAGACAUGUGCACCCAGCAGACUGUCAUGAAGGAGUGGGGCUGCUACCUGCCCAGCAAGCCGCUGCAGGUUGAAGGGCGCCUCCUGAGCUCCUUGCAGGUGGCAUACAAGGAGAAGAAGUUCGGAACAGUGGAGGAGGGCAGUUGGGAGAGAUCCCUCCGCAACGGCCUGCAGUGCGCGGUGAAGCUGGAGAAGUGGCUCCUGGUGUAUCCGAAGGAGGACGAGCAGGUGGUGGACAUCUGGCUGGGCUCCUUCCGCGACAUCGCGCAGGUGGCCUUUGGCCUCACCACCGCGCAGCCCACGCGGAUUGUCCUGGACACCAUGGGGCAGCUCUACACGACCCUGAAGACAGUGAUGCCAGACCGGCCCGAGCUGGUCCUCCUCCUGAUGCCGCACAAGGAAACCAAAGCCUAUAUGGUCUUCAAGAGGACCAUGGCCACCGAGUUUCCCUGCAUCUCACAGGUGGUGACCAGCGAGACCAUCCGCAAGCGCCAGAACAUCGCCAAGAUCCUAAGCCGAGUGGUGCUCCAGAUCAACGCGAAGUUUGGUGCACCGCUCUGGAACAUCAUUCCCCCUGAGCAAGCGGAGGACUCCCAGGACUUUGUUGACUUUAAGAAGACCCCCUCCAUGGUGGUGGGCAUUGAGCUCCACGAGACCAGCUGCACCCUGGGGCUCGUGGCGACGCUGGACAACACCUUUUCGCAGCACUUCUCCAAAGCCGCCAUGAUGGACAAGAAGGAGGCCGAGCCUGGUACCUGGCGCAGCAGCAUGACCCAGAAGUUGCAGGAGCUGUUUCGAGAUGCGCUGCUCAGGUAUGCCUGCGACAACGACCAAGUUUUGCCUGAGACCAUCAUCGUGUAUCGUGGCUCUGUGAACCCCGAGCAGCAGCAGCUGGCCGAAGUGGAGCUCAAGGCGUUGAAGGAAGUACUGAAAGUUCUUCAGAAGAGCACCCAAGCUGACCGCACGCCCAGCAUCGUUUUCAUCACGGUGGCCAAAGCCAGCAACCUGCGGCUCUUCGCCCUAGGCGGCGCAGAGUCCCAGGACAAAGCUGUGGCUGGGAAGAAUCCGAGUUCAGGGACUGUGGUGGACAACCCAGACUUCUGCGCUGGCAAAGUGCCCAACUUCUACCUGGUCAGCCAGGCGUUCAUCAAGGAUUCCAAAGGGACCGCAGUCCCAGCCCACUACUCGGUCCUGGAGAAUGGGAAGGACAUGACCCUGGACUUCCUUGAGCAACUUACUCACAGGCUUUGUAUGAUGUACUUCAACAGCGACAGGGCGGUCCGGCUCCCCGCUCCGCUGAUGUACGCCCGGAAGCUGGCAGUUCAUGUUGGCACCGUGGUCAAGCAGGAGCCCGAUCCAUCUCUCUGCAAGAGUCUCUUCUACCUGUAGAGCCUCUUCUACCUGUAGAGCCUGGCGCAUCCUGGCUGUCCGACUGGGCUUCAGCGUCCAAAUGAAAUCCUUACAUGAAAGCCGUAUAGGUAUUGGCAGACUUUGAGUGUACAGAAAGCA
Molecule: messenger RNA, 2647 nt
Organism: Effrenium voratum
Lineage: Eukaryota; Dinophyceae; Suessiales; Symbiodiniaceae
Source: the annotation of a GenBank genome assembly